This is a messenger RNA of Drosophila persimilis, 1902 nucleotides long. It is a transcript of the gene ppk, whose product is annotated as pickpocket protein 28. Bases 1 to 1815 code for a protein of 604 amino acids. Gene Ontology annotation, biological process: sodium ion transmembrane transport. Gene Ontology annotation, molecular function: ligand-gated sodium channel activity. The record is from RefSeq and is a predicted model, not a curated record. NCBI's taxonomy places the organism in Eukaryota, Metazoa, Arthropoda, Insecta, Diptera, Drosophilidae. Gene Ontology annotation, cellular component: membrane. The transcript is spliced from 7 exons.
AUGUCCGAGAUCAAGGAGGAGGCAGCGGAGGAGAAACCGUGCAACAUAUUGCCCGGACCAGAGCUCCUGGCCCUGCCAAGCUACGAUCAGAGGGCCAGCAUUGCCUCCGCGGCCCUGAGUGAUGUGCCCAGUGAUGUGAUCAUCAAGUCUCGCAUUCGAUACGGCAGUCCUCUGUCCGCCUGCAAGGGUCUGCUGCUGGAGUACUCCAAGAGCACGACCAUACACGGCAUACGAUAUUUGUUUGAGGUCCAUCGUCCCAUCUAUGAGAAAGUGUAUUGGCUGUUCUUCACAUGCAUUUCCGUGUACUUUGCCAUUUCCCUCAUCUGGGAUACCUAUCUCAAGUGGCAGGAUUCACCGGUGAUACUGGGCUUUGAUGAGACCCUGGUGCCAGUGCAUAAGAUACCAUUUCCUACGAUAACCAUCUGUCCGGAAAUCAAAAUGGAACGCAAUCUCUUCGAUUAUACGAAUGUAUCGCGUUUGCUAUGGGAUGAAUACCAGAAUAAUGGUAAUGUUACCAGCAUGGAUGAGGAAGAAUUGGCCCGCAUGGCUGCUGCCAUGCACAUCUGUGAUCCGGAUGUGGUUCAUCGUUUCAUGCCCAUACUCGCGGGAAUGAAUCCGCCCUUUGUGGACGUAACCCAAACAUUGAUAGACCUGAGUAUAUCCAAGAAUGAGACUGGUCCGUUCUGCAAAUGGAAUGGACGGUUCUAUUUUUGUGAUAAAAUCUUCGAUUUUGUUGCCACCGACGAGGGUAUAUGCUAUCAAUUCAAUGGCCUUCGUCCCAAGGAUAUUUAUCGUGACGAGAACUUCAUCAGCUACAAGGAUCCCGAUGUGGUCGAUUUCAAUAACUUCUUCGAUGUUGAUCUGCCGCCCUUGAAUAACAUCACUGGCAAUUGGUCGCUGGAUACGGGUUACGGGAAUCAGGGACAGAAUACGUAUCCACAGCGCACGGUCUUCUCAUCCGUGGGCAAUGGUUUCUUUGCCUUUCUGCAGGGACUGCAGCACAACUUUGACUACGAUUGCCGCAGCUUUAAACAGGGCUAUAAGGUCUUUCUCAACUCCCCGGAGAGUGUGCCGCUCACGUCAGGCAAUUACAUUCUGGUGCCCCAUGGCGAUGAGGUGUUGGUCAGUGUAUUGCCCAACUAUGUCAUGUCUACCGACAAUUUGCACGAAAUCAGCCCAGAAAAGCGUCAGUGCCUGUUCGAUGAUGAGCGCUCCUUGACCUUUUUCCGUUCGUAUUCGCAAAGCAAUUGCCAAACCGAAUGCCUGGCCAACUUUACGAUUUCCAAGUGCGGCUGUGCCAAGUUCUGGAUGCCCAAACCUUUGGGCACUCCUGUGUGUGGUUUGGAUGACAUUAACUGCUAUACAUCUGCCCAGGAUGAGCUCUAUACUUUAUUGCAAAAUCAAACCAUGGAAAAGAGUGUCAAUGACAAUGUGGAAAUCAUGUGCAACUGCAUGCCGGCCUGCACAUCGCUGGAGUAUAAUUUUGAGAUAUCCAGAGCACGAUUCGAUGUGGCUAAGACUAUUAGGGCUUUUCGAGAGGUCUAUGAGCAUACGGAUGCCAUUGGUUCACGUCUCUCUGUGUACUUCAAGGAGCAUCAGUUCACGGCCAUCAAGCGUACCAUUCUGUUUGGUGUCUCCACAUUGAUAUCCAACUGCGGUGGCAUCUGUGGCCUCUUCAUGGGCAUCUCGAGUCUCAGCUUCCUGGAGCUUCUCUAUUUCUUCUGCAUGCGCAUCUGUGGCAGCUGUCGCGAUCGUCGCAAGCACAAGAUCCAAUCCAUGUGCCCCGACGAUGAGCCAGAGCACAAACUGGAGUAAUAGUCAGUGGAUCUACAAGAUCCUGGCAUACAUUUAUAUAAUUUGAAUAUCUUAAUUGUAUCUACAAACCAUUUAAUAAAGAAGUUG